Trypanosoma grayi is the source of this 2025-nucleotide messenger RNA. RefSeq names its product putative glucosamine-fructose-6-phosphate aminotransferase. Lineage: Eukaryota; Euglenozoa; Kinetoplastea; Trypanosomatida; Trypanosomatidae. Bases 1 to 2025 code for a protein of 674 amino acids. Gene Ontology annotation, molecular function: carbohydrate derivative binding; L-glutamine:D-fructose-6-phosphate transaminase (isomerizing) activity. The record is from RefSeq and is a predicted model, not a curated record. The transcript has a single exon. Gene Ontology annotation, biological process: carbohydrate derivative biosynthetic process; UDP-N-acetylglucosamine metabolic process; fructose 6-phosphate metabolic process.
AUGUGUGGCAUUUUUGCGUACAUUAACUUUCGCUUCCGUCGCACCACUCGCGAUAUCCUUAACGUGCUACUCGACGGCCUGAAGCGGGUGGAGUACCGCGGCUACGACAGCGCCGGUCUCUGCGUUGACCACCGUGACUCGCACCAGCCCCCCGCGCUCCUGCGCAGCGUCGGCAAUAUCGCAAGUCUGCGUGAGCUCGUCUUUAGCGCGGAAAAUGCUGCUGCAGUGGAUCCGGAUGCGGCCGUCGACACACACAUCGGCAUCGCACACACACGCUGGGCGACGCACGGUGCCCCUUCGGUGGCGAACUGUCAUCCGCAGCUGUGCAAUGACAAGGCGUUCGUGGUGGUGCACAAUGGCAUCAUGACGAACUUCAUGCCAGUCAAACAGAUGCUGUGUGAGAAGGGUUACCACUUUAACAGUGACACGGAUACGGAGGUGAUUGCUGUGCUUAUUGAGUAUGUGUUUAAGCAGGAACCAACCUUGUCCUUUGUACAACUCGCGACGAAAGUUACUGCGAUGGUGGAGGGCGCGUAUGCGCUUUUAAUCAAGUCAACACAUUUCCCUGGCGAACUCAUUGCCUGUAGAAAGAGCUCCCCGCUGAUGGUCGGCAUCCGCCGUGAAGGAGGAGGAGAAGGAGGCAGCAGCAAGAGUGGCACAAAAGCGCUAGGACCAUGUGAGAUUUAUUUCGCCUCCGACGUGAAUUCUUUCAUUGACCACACGCGAGAGGUGAUAUUCUUGGAUGAUGACGAUAUUGCACACUUUCACGACGGUGCCCUUGACUUCUAUACCACCGCUGGCUCUAGUGAUGCUGCUUCUGCGGCAGUUCCCAUCACUCGUGUAGCACAGACGAUUGACCACUCACUGGAGGCCCUCAGCAAGGGCAGCUACGAGCACUUCAUGUUGAAAGAGAUACACGAGCAGCCCGACAGUGUCACGCGAUCGAUGCGUGGACGCAUUGACUUCCAAACGGGCCUUGUGCAUCUUGAUGGUUUGGAUGCAAGCACCGUGGCGGCCAUGCGGGGAUCACGCCGAAUUGUGUUGAUUUCAUGCGGCACGUCAUUCCACAGUUGUCUUGCCACGCGACCCAUCUUCGAGGAGCUGUUGCCAGGCAUCUCCAUCAUGGUGGAGAACGCGCCGGAUCUUAUGGAUCGAUGCCCACACGUUUUCCGCGAAGACUUGUGCGUGUUUGUCUCACAGUCAGGUGAAACCGCCGACACGCUGAUGGCGUUGCAGCACUGCAAGGCUGGCGGCGCGAAGCUUGUUGGGUUGACAAACGUUUCAGGCUCGAGCGUGUUGCGUCAGACAGACCACGCGAUACUUCUUAACGCCGGUGUGGAGGUCGGCGUCGCAUCGACCAAGGCGUACACGUCGCAAAUGGUUGUUCUCACGCUGUUUGCUUUGCUCUUGAGCCAGGAAAGUGGACAUGGCAACGACGUGAAGACGGUGUUGACAGAGGAGGGCAAACGUCUGCAGAAGCGGCGGGCAGAGAUCAUCAGCGGCCUUUCUGCAUUGCCGGGCGCCAUUGCGCGCUGCCUGAAGGACGUACACGACGCUGUGGUCGCACUUGCUGAUGAAUGGCAGAACGAACAGACAAUCCUCGUGCUUGGACGCGGCUACGAUUACGCCACAGCGCUGGAAUCAGCACUGAAGGUGAAGGAGGUGAGCUACGUGUACACGGAGGGCAUUCACUCGGGUGAGUUAAAACAUGGCCCGCUCGCGCUGGUGGACGCACAGUCCAAGGUGGUUGCCUUCUGCGCCCAUGACCGAUACUUUGAGCGCAGCAAGAACGCCGUCCAACAGGUGAAGGCACGCGGUGGCCGUGUGGUGGCUAUUGUUACGCAGAAGGACGCGGAGAUUCUGAGCGCAACAACCCUCUGCGUGGAGGUGCCCACAGUUGUGGAUUGUUUGCAGGGAAUCAUCAAUGUGGUGCCGCUGCAGCUUCUCUCGUACUAUCUUGCUGUGCGACGGGGACACAAUGUCGACUGCCCGCGGAACCUCGCAAAGAGCGUUACGGUGCAGUGA